UAAAGGAGGAAAACCUUAUAUAUAUAUAUAUAUAUCCGUUGUUUAUGAAUAUAAGAUAGAAAUGAGUAGCGAAUUAAAACAAGUAGCAAUAAAUUCACAAAAACAUGAUCCAGCAUGGAAGCAUUGUCAAAUGUAUAAAAGUGGUGAUAAGGUACAACUUAAGUGUAUAUAUUGUGGCAAAAUGUUCAAGGGUGGUGGGAUUCAUAGGAUCAAAGAACAUUUAGCCGGACAAAAAGGUAACGCCUCUAGUUGUUUACGAGUACAACCCGAUGUUCGUUUAUCCAUGCAAGAGAGUUUGAAUGGCGUGAUUGCUAAGAAACAAAAGAAACAGAAGUUAGCAGAAGAAAUAAGUAAUUUACAUCCUCCUCCUCCUCCUCCUGUUGUUGUUGUUGUUGAUCAACCCGAUUCGUCGUUUGGUAACCUGAAUACCCAAGUUGACGAUGGUGUAAUGGUUCCUGUUAGUGAACCUGUUGACCUGAGUUCUAGUUUAUUAGUGAAUCAUGAAGAAGAGGGUAGUGAGGGUAGUAGGCAAGGUGGGAGAAAGAAAAGAUGUAGAAUUAGAAAAGGGUUGAAUUCGUUGGCUGUUAGUGAUAUCGUGUAUGAUGACUCAAAACGUGUUAACCAUCAAGUUGGUUUAGCUAUUGGACGCUUUUUGUUUGAUGCUGGUGUACCCUUAGAUGCUGUGAACUCUGUCUAUUUUCAGCCUAUGCUUGAUGCUAUUGCUUCACAAGGGUUGGGAGUUGUUGGACCGUCUUAUCAUGAUCUUCGAAGCUGGAUUUUAAAGAGUACGGUUCAAGAAGUGAGGAGUGAUGUUGAUCAAUGCAUGGGAAGUUGGGGAAAGAGCGGUUGUUCUGUUUUGGUUGACGAGUCGGUGUUGGAUGAUGGUAAAAUGUUUUUCAAUUUUACAGUGUAUUGUUCUGAAGGGCUAAUGUUUCUGAGGUCUGUUGACGCUACCCACAUUGUGGAUUCUACGGAAGCUUUGUUUUCUUUGUUUAAGGAAGUUGUUGACGAAGUUGGAGUUCGAAAUGUGCUGCAAAUUGUUACUAACAAUGAAGCACGUUAUGUUGAAGUAGGGAAACAAAUUGUCGAUAGUUUCCCUAGUGUAUUCUGGACUCCAUGUGCAACUCAUUGUGUGGAUUUAAUAUUGGAAGAUUUCAGAGAACUUGAAUGGAUAAGUACGAUCCUUGAACAAGCUAGAUCAAUAUCAAGAUUCAUUUACAAUCAUAGCACUGUUUUGAACAUUAUGAGAAGGUAUACUUAUGACAUUGACAUCGUUGUAGUGGGGCCAACACGUUCUUCGACAGAUUUCUCCACACUGAAACGUAUGGUAAGUGUCAAGCACAACCUCCAAUCCAUGGUAACCUCAGAGGAGUGGAUGGACUAUUCAUACUCCAAGAAGGAAGAGGGUUACACUACUUUGGAUUACAUUAGCGAUCCAUCUUUUUGGUCCAUGUGUACAGUUAUCACCCAUUUAACAGAUCCUUUGUUGAGACUCUUGAGAAUUGCCAGUGGCAAAAAGAAACCAGGAAUGGGGUAUGUUUAUGCAGGGGUGUACCGGGUAAAAGAAGCAAUCAAGAAAGAACUUAUCGAAAAGAAAGACUAUAUGGUUUAUUGGAAUAUAAUAGAUCGUAGAUGGCAACAACUUUCUCGCCAUCCUCUUCACACUGCAGGAUUUUAUCUUAAUCCGAAGUUCUUCUACAGUACUGACGGAGAUAUACAUCUUCAGAUCAGAUCAUCAGUUUAUGAUUGUGUUGAAAGGUUAGUUCCUGACAUCACAAUCCAAGAUAAAAUUGUCAAAGAGAUUGCAUAUUACUGUGAAGCCGCUGGCGAUUUUGGAAGGAAAAUCGCCAUAAGAGGCAGGGAUUCCUUAGAUCCAGCUGAGUGGUGGUCAACAUAUGGAGGGGCUUGUCCAAACUUGGCUCGUUUAGCCAUUCGUAUACUUAGUCAAACUUGCAGUUUGGAUGGGUGUAAACCAAACAAAAUUUCUUUUGAACAGAUUCCUAAAACAAAGAAUUCACUAGAACACCAAAGGCUCAGUGACAUCGUAUUUGUUCAAUAUAACAUGAGAUUAAAGCAAAUGUUUCUCAAUAAAGAGCAGGAUUCUUCUGAUCCCAUUUCAUAUGACAACAUCCAUUCAGUUGAGGCUUGGGUAACGGAGAAGGAGAUUCACGCAGAUGACAUUAGUAGGUCUGAUUGGAUGACAGUUGAUCCACCGUUGGGUAAUGUUAGCGUUUUAGGACCCCAAGUUGAUGAUAUUGAAGCCCUAGGUGAAGGGUUUGACGAUCAUGAAAUUUUUGAUGCAUUGAGAGAUGCAAAUGGUGAUAAUAAUGUACAAUAAGUAGGAGUCGAUAAAGCCAAUCACCAGGAUCUUAUUAGGGGUUGCAGUAUUAACCACGAUGAUAUUAAUUAUAAAGGAGACACCGGGACAGGCUAAGAAGUUGAACUUCGCUGGCGUUAACUUAGACGUCCCUCCAUGGGUCCUAGCUUGUGUGGUGAUAGUUUUCACUUGUUCCAGGAAAAGAACAAAGGAUUACUUUGCAAAAUGUCACUGAUUUUGGCCAUCCAUUUGGGGUCGAUACCAUCAAAUCUAACUACAGUUUUCAUAUGAUGGUUCUGUGAUUAAUUUUGUGGUUUUGCUUGAAAGAAUCCUUGUUUUGAUUGAUAAUUUGUUAUGCAGUUUUUUUUUUUUUUU
Erigeron canadensis is the source of this 2692-nucleotide messenger RNA. RefSeq lists its product as uncharacterized. Gene Ontology annotation, molecular function: DNA binding; protein dimerization activity. The coding region runs from base 62 to 2338 and encodes 758 amino acids. The record is from RefSeq and is a predicted model, not a curated record. The transcript has 5 exons. Lineage: Eukaryota; Viridiplantae; Streptophyta; Magnoliopsida; Asterales; Asteraceae.